AUGAUUCCAAUGUUUAAUGGCUUAUUCAAAUGUGAUCGGUGUGAUAAAUGUUUCGAUAAAGCUGCUUUUGUUAGUAAAACUGAAAAACCUACGAAAACAUGUAAUGAAUGUCGACAAAAAAUUUUAAAAACUUACCAUGCCACGAAGUCUAAUGAUAAUUCACUUUAUAAUUCGAACCCUAUUGAACCCAAUGAAAUGAAAAAAAAAUUAUUUGAAUCCAUUCUUGAAGUCGGAAAUAAUGAAUUUGUUGAAAAUGAAAAUUCUGGCAUAGAGUUUUUGUGCAAAAUAUCUAUUAUUUCCUUAAAAAGUGAGCCUCAUGAACUUGGAAAGACAAUUGCUGAAAUAGUAGGAUCUGUCAACGGGUAUUAUUACAU
Messenger RNA from Cetraspora pellucida, 374 nucleotides. The record is from the annotation of a GenBank genome assembly. Lineage: Eukaryota; Fungi; Glomeromycota; Glomeromycetes; Diversisporales; Gigasporaceae.